UGAGGCUAUUUUUGUUUGAAGCUGAUACUUCUAGCUGAGCCACAAGUACUGCUUGGAAAGGGCUGAGGUUGUUUCCAGGGGGAGAACUCUGCAGAGAAGAGGCAAAGUUCAACAGGACCACGGAAAGCAGCUGAAAACAGCCAGGAAAAGCAAGAGGCCUCACGUUCGCCCUCUCCCAGAGUUCUCUAACCCUCCGGAAUUCUGCAAAGUACCACUUGACUGGAACUUUUCACCUGAUUGAUUUCUGCAUCCACCAUGACUGAGAUCACCGCAGAAGGAAAUGCAUCUACAACCACAACUGUGAUAGACAACAAAAAUGGGUCUGUGCCCAAGUCCCCUGGAAAGGUGCUGAAGAGGACUGUCACCGAAGACAUCGUGACCACCUUCAGCUCCCCUGCAGCCUGGCUUCUGGUCAUCGCUCUGAUAAUCACAUGGUCAGCUGUGGCAAUUGUUAUGUUUGACUUAGUGGAUUACAAAAACUUUUCAGCAAGCUCCAUUGCCAAGAUUGGUUCAGAUCCUCUAAAAUUCGUAAAUGAUGUUGUGGAGGAAACGACUGACUGGAUCUACGGCUUCUUUGCUUUGCUGUCUGACAUCAUCUCAUCUGAAGGUGAUGAAGAAGAUGAGGAUGCAGAUGAGGACAUUGAUAAAGGAGAAAUAGAAGAACCUCCCUUAAAAAGAAAAGAAAUACACAAAGAAAAGGCUGAAAAGCAGGAGAAACCUGAGAAGAAAAUGCAGACUAAAGUUUCACCCAAAGAAAAGGAAAAAGGAAAAGAAAAAAUGAAAGACAGAGAAAAACCCGAGAAGAAAGCAACCCACAAAGAGAAACCUGAGAAAAAAGAAAAAGCAGAGAAAAAGACAAUGACAAAAGAGGACAAGAAAGUUAAGACUAAGGAAAAGACCGAAGAGAAGAUGAAGAAGGAAAUGAAGGUUGGGAAACAAGAGAAAGGGAAGCCAGCAGCUGCAAAAGUAAAAGAAGCUCCUCCGAAAUCCCCACCAAAGGACAGGGAAAGGGAUGACAAAGAGACCGCAUCUGUGCCUGAACAUGAGCAGAAAGGUAAACAUUCUGAGGAGGCCACAGUUGAAGGUUCUAAGAGAAUCUCGGGCAAGAAGCAGAUGCAGUCAAAUUAAAUGCUGAAAAACAAUAAAAUUAAACUUCAGAUAGAGUAAAAAGACAGAUCCAAGCUGAUAUGCCUGAAAGGAAGCACAGCAAAUUGGGUAUUAACAUACUAAUAAAUAUACGAAAAUGUGUUCAAAUAGCUUGAUGCAUUUUCAAGUAUUUGAAUGGCUGUUGAGUGAGCACCUGGAGUUAUUUAACUGUGAGGAGGAGAGAGGGCAUCUUGAGGAUUUCAAUCAGGAGUUGGAAUAACAAUUGAACAAUUGGAUGUGUCAGACUCUGGGGAAAGGUGGUUUUAAAAAUUGACAGCCACCCUUAAGGACUUGCUCAAGAAGUCAAUGCACAAAUCAUACAGAUGAAAAAAAGUCAUGAAAAGCUUAUUUUUGUUUUUUGGUUUUUCAAGACAGGUUUUCUCUGUGUAACAGCCCUAGCUGUCCUGAAACUAGCUCUUGUAGACUAGGUUGCCUUGAGCUCACAGAAAUCUGCUUGCCUCUGUGUCCUGAGUGCUGGAAUUAAAGGCAUGUGCCACCAUUGCCUGGCUGAAAACUUACUUUUUUGAUAAUUGUGCAACGAUACCAUUCAGGACAUGUGCAUUAAAUCAAUGAUCCAUUUAAUUGUUGCAGAAACCUGUUGUAAGAAAAGAAAGUGAGAGGUGCUUUUUUAGUCCCCUUAGAAAAUCUCUAGGAAGCUUUUCAUAGGACAGGUGUGCUGUUCUUCAAGUACGACACAUCUACUCUCUUCCCAGAAAUAUACCAUUUAAAUGGAGAAACAAUUCUUAACAGAAAGUGUAGUAUGAAUAUAAAAUUGUUAAUAAGGUCCUCUUUGUCCCACAAUUAGAGUCCUUCUUAGUUCUCCAUCCCAAAUUCAUUCCUCAGUCCAGGUUGCUACACAUUCAUACUUCCCUAUUCAGAACACAGGGUCUGUUCAGUGGGAACUAUUUCUGAGAAUGAUCUGUCUUUUCUUAUGAAUGUUAGAAAAUAAACUUCCUUUGCUCCAGUAGCAAUUGAAUAAUUUUAUUCAAAAACUAAAGUGAACUGAUUUGUAUCUAUACUACUUUACUGUUAUUUUUAAACUUUAUUAUUAGGAAGGCUAUUUGGUCUGUAGAACUAGAAAUGCUUUUUUUUCUUAAUAUAAGCUACACAAUAUGAAUUACAAACUCUGUAUUUUCACUUUAUCUUCCCAACUUCACACUGUUUAUAAACUUUAGUACAGAAGUAAUGCAUGUAAAUUUAUAUUUAUAUAACAAAAGACAUAUAUAUAUAAUAUUUUUCAAAGGAAACAAGGAAAGAAAAAAAGGAGUGGUUACUUUUCUGAGUUCUUUUAGUAGUUCAUAAAGUUUACGUAGUGUGAACCUAUUGUUUUUGAAAUGAUUAUAGGAUCUUGAAAUUUGAAAAUUUAAAAUGUUACCUUUGUAAAUAAUGCUAUGUAUGAAUGUAUGUGCUGUAGAAGAAUGCAAUAAAAAUUAAAUGGGUAUUUUUCUGUAGUAAAAAUCAGGAAAUUUAAUUUUUGAUUCACUAGAUAAACUGUUGGAUACUUUGCAUUCCAAAUUUCCCUUUAAAAGAAGAAAAGAGUAAGAAGAAACCAAUUAAAACAUAUCAAUAUAUUUAGUCUAUAAUUUCAUUUUAUAAAACAUAUGCCACUUAGACUGAAUAUCAAAAUACUUCCUUAGUAACUAGGCAGUAACACACAGUUUGAGAGGUUUACUUUUAGGGUCCCCCAGGGUUGGGGAACCAUAGUCCAAUGACAAACUGAUUGCACCAAAAAAAUUUCCAAGGGUGUUUUUCAGGUCACAAACAUUAUAUUUUGUCAUAUCGUUAAUACACUUAUAUUAAUAAUACACUUAUUAACGAUAUAAAUCUAUCCCAAUUUGAUUUGAAUUUACUUUUUUGUGUUUAUGUAAAGAGCUAGUUGUCCUUUGAAACGAACCCCAAAUAUCACUUCCAGUUAAAAACAGAGGCAUCAAAAGAAUUCUAACCCUAAGUAAACAGAAGGGUAAGGCAUGGCCCCUACUGAGAACUGCUACCACCAGUUAAAUAAUUGUAUGAGUAGGUAGAAUAUUAAAAAAAUUAACUUAGAAUUGCUGCUUAAAGGCAAGACUAUUUUUUCCUUCCUUCUCUUCUCCGACCCUCCCUUCCUUUUUCCCUC
Myodes glareolus (Bank vole) is the source of this 3259-nucleotide messenger RNA. The record is from RefSeq and is a predicted model, not a curated record. NCBI's taxonomy places the organism in Eukaryota, Metazoa, Chordata, Mammalia, Rodentia, Cricetidae.